Molecule: messenger RNA, 1035 nt
Organism: Elephantulus edwardii (Cape elephant shrew)
Lineage: Eukaryota; Metazoa; Chordata; Mammalia; Macroscelidea; Macroscelididae
Product: DNA dC->dU-editing enzyme APOBEC3-like
Exons: 7
Coding region: 1-1035 (344 amino acids)
Biological process (GO): negative regulation of single stranded viral RNA replication via double stranded DNA intermediate; defense response to virus; DNA cytosine deamination
Cellular component (GO): P-body; cytoplasm; nucleus
Molecular function (GO): zinc ion binding; cytidine deaminase activity; RNA binding
Source: RefSeq, a predicted model, not a curated record
AUGGGUGAGUUUGUGAAUGAGGUCCAUGAGACCAGACUCCACUCGGAACUGCUCUUCCUCCUCCGUUGGUGGUCCCGGGAGUGGCCCCAGCAAGAGCGCUACCUGAUCACCUGGUACCUUUCCUGGAGCCCCUGCUGCGAGUGCGCAAUCCAGGUGGCUGACUUCCUGCGGCAACACGACAACCUGAGCCUGCACAUCUUUGUGGCCCGCGUUUAUUACUCCCGGAAGCCCGAGAUCCACUGCGGCCUCCACAGGCUGUGGCAGGCCGGGGCCUCGAUCGAAAUCAUGAGCCUCCAAGACUUUGAAAACUGUUGGGAAAACUUUGUGGCCCAUGGGGGACAACCCUUCCAGCUUUGGAGGGAUCUGAAUGAAAACUGCAAGUACUGGAACACUGAGCUCACACGCAUUCGCAGUAACACAAUGGAUCUGCUAACAAGAGAGAUUUUCUACUCACAAUUUAACAACCAGAGGCAGCGGCGGCGGCGCACACGACCCUACCACGCGAGGGACGCCUACUUGUGCUUCAAGCUGCACGGCCUAUCCCUGUCCCAGCCCAUCCAACGCUGCUUUCAUUACAAGAAAGACGACCAUGUGGAACAGCGCUUUAUUAAAGAGAUUGCUUCCAUGGGACUGGACCCAGACCAGAGCUACCAGAUCACCUGUUACCUCACGUGGAGCCCCUGCCCGGGCUGUGCCUGGAGACUGGUGGACCUCCUUGGGGACUACCCCAACCUGAAGCUACACAUCUGCACCUCCCGCCUCUACUUCCACUGGUUGUGGGACUAUAUUGAGGGGCUGCGGCAUCUCUGGAUGUCCAAUGUCUUGGUCAGCGUCAUGACCAGAGAUGACUUUGCUCGCUGCUGGGAAAACUUCGUGGACCACCAGGGAGAGGCGUUUGAACCCUGGGAGAAGCUGGAUUCACAUACUAAGUGCACAGCACGAAGGCUUCACCGCAUCUUGAAGGAAAAUUCCCCCGCUCCAUGCUUGCAGAACCAGAAGCUCAUCAAGAAGGUGAAGAAUUUUCCCUUAAACUAA